This is a messenger RNA of Cyprinus carpio (common carp), 2712 nucleotides long. RefSeq names its product transcription factor JunD-like. Gene Ontology annotation, cellular component: transcription regulator complex. The record is from RefSeq and is a predicted model, not a curated record. Lineage: Eukaryota; Metazoa; Chordata; Actinopteri; Cypriniformes; Cyprinidae. Gene Ontology annotation, molecular function: RNA polymerase II cis-regulatory region sequence-specific DNA binding; transcription factor binding; DNA-binding transcription factor activity, RNA polymerase II-specific. Gene Ontology annotation, biological process: regulation of cell cycle; regulation of cell population proliferation; regulation of transcription by RNA polymerase II.
CUUAUGCAAACCAAACCGGAAGAGGACGUCAUCUUUGGCCAAUCUCAGCGCUCUAAAGUGACAUAAUGGAAUUUUUAGGGAUAGAAAACUUGCAAAUGCGUACCGACGCCCACAGAUAACACCUCUCGCGCGGGGAGAAGCAAGGAUAUCAUAAAACAAUAUCAAACAUCGAUUAAAAACAUAAGCUCUCGGCAAGAAUUAAGAACAUUGAAGCUCAUCUAAAUGACUCGCUUGGGCAGCAGAAAUAGCUCACCCCUCUGUGGGGUGUAAGAUGGGAACAAGCCUUUACCCAGACGAGGACAUCCGAGGAAUAUCGCGCAUCAUGAUGAAGAAAGACAUGAGUUUGAACCUAAACGACCAGAACAGCUCCAGCCUGAAGCCAGAUCUGAGGGAUGCCGAGGGGAUCCUCAGCUCACCCGACCUGGGUCUCCUCAAGCUGGCUUCCCCGGAGCUGGAGAGGCUCAUCAUUCAGGCCAACGGGAUGGUGACCACCACGCCGACCUCCCAGUUCGUCUACCCGAAGUCGGUAAGCGACGAGCAGGAGUUCGCGGAGGGCUUCGUCAAAGCCCUGGAGGACCUUCACAAGCAGAACCAGCUGAGCGGCGGAGCGUGCGUCCCUCCGACGCUCGGCAGACUCGCCAGCAGCACCGCGCUCGCCCUGCCCACGGAUCUGCCCGUGUAUACGAACUUGAGCACGUACGGGAGUACCACGGUGAACUAUUCCACGGACACCAUCCCGUUCCCUCCGCCGCCGCCGCCCGCGCAACAAACGCAGCCGUCGCUAAAAGACGAGCCGCAGACCGUGCCGGACAUGCAGAGCUUCGGCGACAGUCCUCCGCUCUCCCCCAUCAACAUGGACACGCAGGAGCGCAUCAAGGCCGAGAGGAAGAAGCUGCGCAACCGCAUCGCCGCCUCCAAAUGCCGCAAGCGGAAACUGGAGCGGAUAUCCCGGCUGGAAGACAAAGUGAAAAACCUGAAGAGCCAGAACACGGAGCUCGCGUCCACCGCGAGCGUGCUGAGAGAGCAAGUGGCGCAGUUAAAACAGAGAGUGAUGAACCACGUCAACAACGGGUGCCAGCUGCUGCCUAAUCAAGUGCAAGCUUAUUAGAGGACAGUCUUUAUCUAUCAGUGUUUGGGUGGUUGACGAAAAACAUGCUCUGGUUUGGUUAAACGUCACAUGUCCACAGCAGUGCACGAGAGGACGUGCCUUCGCCCACGACAGCACGACCCCCAAGUGACUGAAAUAUUACGGAACCACGGUGUUUUAUUAAGCUAACCCACCUCCGCGAGAAAAUAUAGUCCCUGAAUUGACAGAACGUUGCAAGCGAUCGUGCGCUGUUACGUGUCAUAACGGGAUCAGUCUUUAGCAAACAUAGGAACUAUAUCUGAUAUCUGUGGUUUGUUUGAUUGGACAAGCAGCGUUCCUAACAUUUUCCUGAAACGUAUUACGUAUUAGUCCGCCUGUACGUGUGACAUCUCUCAGUCUGCGCGUUCGACUCGGUUUUGGUUUCGUUUGGAACUAUUUUCAAUGCUUUUAUUCUAAAAAUUGACAUUUUUAUUAAACAAUCUUUAAGUACCUACCAUAAACAUGAAACCAGCGAUUGGUAAUAAGGUGAACGCUAUUUCGCAUCAUAGCGAGUGAUCAAUCAUCAUUCAGGACCGGAAUUAUAGCCCUAUCUGGUUUAUGUCAAAUUUUUUAAUAAAACAUCACUGGGAGGUUCACCGUCUGUAUUAGUCCGCUGUGCAACACAAUCGUGUUUUGGUUUCUUUUGGAACUAUUCUCGUUGGCGGUGUUUUUAUUUGAAUAUUUUCAUUAAAUUAUUAUAAUAAUUGCAAUCAUUCCGAUAGAAAAUACAGUUCUUGACUUGACUACAUGUUGCUAUGCAACAAAACUAAAGCUUUUGAUAUGCUAAAAUGUGUUUUACGUCAUAGCUGUUUCUUGUAUUAAAGCACUACUGGAACGCUGCAUUGAUCAAUCAUCAUCCAUUAUAUAUAUAUAAAAUAUUGGCCUAUAGAACAGUUAGUUCUACACUAGUUUAAUUGCGCAAGCAGUAUUUCAAGACACUGUAUCACUAACUUGUUGACAGCUUCUUCUGGAACUAUUUUCUUUGGCAGAGCAACAGCAAAAUGACUCUUUAUGAAUGGCUGUAUAAAAGCAAUAUCACAUAUCAUAUUGCUUAAAUACACAAAGGAGUGCAUCAAAACCCAAAGUUGUAUCAGCUGUCUGUGUGCUGAAACAUAAUUCUGAGCUCCACAUGUCCAGUCAACGACCCUUUCACUGAUGCGUAAAGGUCACAGACUGAACUAUCUCUCCCUUCAGUGGCCGUUCGUUCUGGUUGGACUGUUGAAAUGGACACUACAGGUGCUGAUGUAUUAUAAGUUUACAAUAUUUUGUAGCAAACGGACUGUGUGCUACAUGGUUUGAUCUCAUGAGAGAAGCAGCUGUAUUUUUGCAUGCUCCGGACAAGCUCCAAAUGAGUGCAACCAAACACAACAAAGAUGUCAUGCAUGUAUGCUUUAUGUCCGAGGCCUUAUUAAUCAACGACUGUAUCGAUUUUAUAUACAACUACUCACACAAUGUCUUAUUUUAUGCUCUUUUGGAUUUACGUGUGUGGUGUUGUAAAUGUAAACGUUUCGCCUGUCACACGUCCCGUACUGCCUUGUGUGUACAUUAAUGUCAUUAAACCUGUUCAGUUCACUUGUUUAAUUAUA